Abrus precatorius (Indian licorice) is the source of this 3957-nucleotide messenger RNA. Its product is annotated as LRR receptor-like serine/threonine-protein kinase HSL2. The coding region runs from base 693 to 3629 and encodes 978 amino acids. Lineage: Eukaryota; Viridiplantae; Streptophyta; Magnoliopsida; Fabales; Fabaceae. The record is from RefSeq and is a predicted model, not a curated record. Gene Ontology annotation, molecular function: protein kinase activity; ATP binding; receptor serine/threonine kinase binding. Gene Ontology annotation, biological process: protein phosphorylation. The transcript is spliced from 2 exons.
AAAGUUCUUACCUUUUAUGCAUUCUCACUUUGUUGAAAAUAGAAAAUAACAUGAGUUAUAUAUUAUUUUUUUUCCAAUCUAUUCCUCCGGAAGGACGCAAUAGGAGGAAAGGGAAUCGGUUCCUAAUUCGAAUUGAUCCACACCAAACUUUCCCAAAUCAUAUCCAAAAUUCUGCAGCACCUAUCCCUUUCGUGAUACCAGGAACAAAUAUCAUUUAGCUGGUGCCAAUGUGCCAUCCACAAGAAAGCAAUCCCAAGAAUGAUUCUUCUUCUGGAAGUAUGCCUCUUUCGUGCAGUGUCCUAUGCUCUCUGCUUCUGCUUUCGCAUGCAGAUUAGUGCUUAAAAAGUAGUUCCUUUUUGCCACUACUCUUCCAACUUUUUCUUUCUCAUAGUAACCAACGCCCCUCUUCCACUGAAUAGUGAAAAUCCCAAAAGAUGAGCCUUUUAAUUACUACAACAAAGAGAACCGCGUGAGUUCCAACUUAUUGCCCGUGUGCUUCCAACUUAUCACCGUUUCCAUGCACGAAGAAGAAUAGGAAGAGCUCUCUCCGUGAUUACCUUUCUUCACUCACGCGGUUAGGCAUUGACUCAUACAAAUUACAAAACAAGGUCCCUACAAAUUCAAGCAUUCUCAUAUCUCACCCUCACAAAAGCAAAGCUUUGUUCGCUUCGUUCUCUUAAAAAGUGUAGAAGAUGCUACAACUCGGUCUCAAUUUCUUUCCCCUUUUAGUACUAUGUUUACUAAGCUCAACUCAAGGGGUGUCCCUAGAGAGUCAGUCUCAAAUUCUUCUUGAGGUUAAGAACACUCAACUUGAAGACAAAAACAAGAGUCUCAAAAACUGGGGGUACCACAACCCAUGUAACUGGACCGGCAUUACCUGCGACACACGAAACCAAUCAAUUGUGUCAAUUGACCUAUCCGAGAUUGGAAUUUACGGCGAAUUUCCCUUCGGUUUCUGUCGCAUUCACACACUCCAAAACCUUUCUCUCGCAUCCAACUUUCUCGGCAAUGCCAUCUCCCCCAACUCUCUGCUCCUCUGUUCCCACCUUCGUCUCUUGAACCUCUCCGACAAUUACUUCGUCGGAGACUUACCAGAAUUCCCACAAGAGUUCACUCAACUAAGAGAACUAGACCUCUCCAGGAACAACUUCACCGGCGAUAUUCCGGCGAGUUUUGGGCAGUUUCCGCAACUGAGUGUGCUCCUUUUAUUCGGAAACCUUCUCAGCGGAACAAUCCCUUCAUUUUUAGGCAACCUCAGUGAGUUAACUCGUUUGGAACUCGCUUAUAACCCCUUCAAACCAGGACCUUUACCUCCCCAGCUCGGAAACCUUUCAAACUUAGAAACUCUGUUCCUCGCCAAUGUAAACCUCGUAGGAGACAUCCCACACUCCAUUGGAAAUCUUAUCUCCCUCAAGAACUUAGAUUUGUCUCAAAACUCCUUGACAGGUAACAUCCCAAGCAGCAUUUCGGGUCUGAAAAACGUGCAACAAAUUGAGCUUUUCCAAAACCAGCUUUCUGGUGAACUGCCCCAAGAGUUAGGAAACCUCAGCAGUUUAGUUCGUUUGGACCUCUCUCAGAACGGCUUCACCGGAAAACUACCAGACACGAUUGCUUCAUUGAAUCUCUGUUCUCUCAACUUGAACGAUAAUUUUCUAAAUGGAGAAAUCCCACUAAGUUUAGCUUCAAACCCGAACCUGCAGCAACUUAAACUCUUUAACAACAGCUUUACUGGGAAACUUCCACAAGAUCUUGGGCGAAACUCUGCCGUAGAGGAUCUCGAUGUCUCAACCAAUGACUUCAUAGGAGAGUUGCCAAAGUACCUCUGCCAAAGGAACAAGCUUCAGCGUCUCGUCACGUUCGCGAAUCGUUUCUCUGGAACGCUCCCUGAUCAGUACGCCGAGUGUGAUUCCCUACAAUAUGUCAGAAUCCAGAACAACCAACUCUCCGGCCAGGUGCCACCAACGUUUUGGACCCUUCGUGGGCUUCAGUUUCUUGAAAUGGCCAACAACAGGUUCCAAGGUUCAGUCUCUGUUUCCAUCUCCAAUGCCAAGGGACUCACCAAACUCCUCUUAUCUGGUAACAGCUUUUCCGGUCAGUUCCCAACGGGAAUCUGUGAACUCGAUCAGCUCGUGGAGAUUGACGUCAGCAAGAACCGGUUCUCCGGUGAAGUUCCCACGUGCAUAACCGGAUUGAGAAAGUUGCAGAACCUUAGAAUGCAGGAAAACACGUUCACCGGCGAAAUUCCCAGUAACGUGAGCUCCUGGACUGACAUGACGGAGUUGAACUUGUCACAUAACCAAUUCUCCGGUUCUAUCCCACCGGAACUUGGUAACUUGCCGGAUUUAACAUACCUUGAUCUCGCCGUUAAUUCGCUGACAGGGGAGAUUCCGGUGGAGUUAACGAACCUAACGCUGAACCAGUUCAAUGUCUCAGAUAACAAGUUGUAUGGAGAGCUUCCUUCGGGUUUCAACCACCAAGUUUACUUGUCGGGUCUAAUGGGAAACCCGGAUCUGUGUAGCCGGGUUAUGAAAACCCUACCUUCUUGUUCCAAACGCAGACCCUUUUCUCUCGUUGCUAUUGUCGUUUUAGUCGCUUGCGUUGUGCUCCUUGUGGGGUCCUUAUUGUGGUUCCUGAAGAGCAAGUCGCUUGCUCUUGGUGGCAAAUCCAAACGCUCCUUUAUGACAACCGCGUUCCAAAGAGUGGGUUUCAAUGAAGAAGACAUGGUUGGAAACUUAACCAGCGAGAACGUUAUUGGCAUGGGAAGUUCGGGUCGGGUCUAUAGGGUGGAGCUGAAGACAGGGCAAAGAGUGGCAGUGAAGAAACUGUGGGUUGGUACACAAAAGCCUGAUAUGGAUUCUGUGUUCAGGUCCGAGAUUGAAACGUUGGGUAGGAUCCGGCAUGCUAAUAUUGUGAAACUGUUGUUUAGUUGCAGUGCUGAUGAGUUUAGAAUAUUGGUGUAUGAAUACAUGGAGAAUGGGAGCUUAGGGGAUUUGUUGCAUGUUGAGGACAAGUAUGUGGAGUUGAUGGAUUGGUCUAGGCGAUUCAGAAUUGCUGUGGGUGUGGCUCAAGGGUUGGCUUAUUUGCACCAUGAUUGUGUGCCCGCCAUUGUUCACAGGGAUGUGAAGAGUAACAACAUAUUGCUGGACCAUGAGUUUUCGCCUCGUGUAGCAGACUUUGGGCUAGCUAAGACUUUGCAGCGUGAGGCCAGCCAGGGUUCCAUGUCAAGGGUUGCUGGAUCGUAUGGUUAUAUUGCUCCAGAGUACGCUUAUACAAUGAAAGUGACUGAGAAGAGUGAUGUCUAUAGUUUUGGGGUGGUGUUGAUGGAAUUGAUCACCGGCAAGAGGCCAAAUGACUCUUCAUUUGGUGAGAACAAGGAUCUGGUGAAAUGGGUCACUGAGAAUGUUCUAUCAACAUCUCCUAAAGGAGGAAGUGGCAAUAUUGGAGAAAGUAAUAUUAUGACCCAGGUGGUGGACCCAAGAAUGAACCCAGAGACUUGUGAUUAUGAAGAGGUUGAGAAGGUUUUAAACGUGGCCCUACUUUGCACCUCAGCGUUUCCCAUUAAUAGACCCACAAUGAGAAGGGUAGUUGAAUUGCUCAAGGACCAUAAACUGUCAGGUCCCAAGUCAUGAUGCUGUGUUGGGUUUCCCAGGCUCUCCACGGAGGGACCCAAAUUUUGUAUUGCAGUAGUGGUAGGCACUACAUGAAAGCGAUUGAUGGCACUGUAUGCAAGAAACUUAAAGAGGAAUUUUUGAACAUAUUUAUUAUUAAGGAUUGAAUAACUCUUAUGAGUGCUUGUUUAGUUAGUCAUUAUAUGUAAAUCUUCUUGUACAUAUGAUGCUUCUUGAAUCCUGUCUUGAUCAAAGUAAAAGUAAGUAGUCAAUUGAAAAGUAUCGCCACUCUAUACUGAAAAGGAAUACUCUCCUGCAUAUAUAUAUAUAUAUAUCUUUAUGUGUUGUC